Molecule: messenger RNA, 195 nt
Organism: Trichoderma asperellum CBS 433.97
Lineage: Eukaryota; Fungi; Ascomycota; Sordariomycetes; Hypocreales; Hypocreaceae
Source: RefSeq, a predicted model, not a curated record
AUGUACAUUGAGAAUGGGAAAAAAAAAAAGCAAAAGGGGAGAGAUGGGGAUUGGUGGAGACGCCUUGGGCUUCCGAGCCCGUACCGCCGUGGCAGACGGAACGGCAGCGAAGAGGAGGCAGAGGCAAGAAAAUUUCGAGGCAGCGGGUGGAUGGAUUCGGGGGUCCGUGAGUGGGGCGGCAAAUACGGUAAAUAA